AUGCGGAGAGAGCGGGACCUGAACACGGCAGCUCGCAUUGGCCAGUCCCUGGUGAAACAGAACAGUGUUCUGACGGAGGAGAACAGCAAGCUGGAAGCCAUGCUGGGCUCGGCCAGGGAGGAGAUUUUACAUCUCAGACACCAGCUGAGCCUGCGGGAUGACCUCCUUCAGCUUUACUCAGACUCUGAUGAUGAUGAGGAGGAGGAGGAGGAGGAAGAUGAAGAAGAGGAGGAAGAAGAAGAAGAGGAGGACGAGGAGGAGGAAGAAGAAGAGCAGGGACAUGAGUAUCCCUACGAAGCCUCAGAUCUGAAUCCUCUGACAGGGUCCGAGUCACACCACUGCCCGCAGCUGGAGGCCCUGCAGGAACAGCUGCGGCUGCUGGAGGAGGAGAAUGAACAGCUGCGAGAGGAGGUCUCUCAACUCGAUGACCUUGAGGAGGAGGGGCAGAUGUUCAUCCUGGAUCGUGUGGAGCAGUUUUCGGAAGCCAGCCAGCAGAUGGCCGAGCUGUCGGAGGUGCUGGCACUCAGGAUGGAGAACUAUGAACAGCAGCAGAGGGAGGUUGCCCAGCUGCAGGCCCAGGUCGUGAAGCUGCAGCAGUGCUGCCAGUCGUAUGGGGCUGAGGCUGAGAAAUUGCAGCAGCAGCUGGCUUCGGAGAAAGAAAUCCAGAUGCAGCUCCAGGAUGAGGCUUCCCCGCCCCCUGGGGAGAGAGUGGGCAAGACGUCUGGCCUGGGUGUGCCUGGGUCCCAGCAGAGCCUGUGGGCGGGUUCCCAGCUGCAGGACCUACGGGAGAAGUACUCCGAGUGUGGGAGCAUGCUGAUUGAGGCCCAGGAGGAGGUGAAGACCCUCCGCCAGCAAGCCCCGGCGUCCACUGGCUCUGUCACCCACUACACGUACACUGUACCUCUGGAGGCACUUCCUGAUUUCCAGGAGACCCUGGCUGAGGAGCUCAGAACGUCUAUAAGGAGGAUUAUCUCAGACCCUGUGUUUUUUAUGGAAAGGAAUUAUGAAGUGACUCCAGAGGAGACCUCAGAUCUGGGAUGUGAGCUGCACUACAGUGAGGAUCGAGGGCAGGAGUGGGGGCUCGAGGCAGAGGAGGGGCUGACGUCGGCUGAGGAUUUCGUGCCUGCGGAGGAGCUGGGGGCCACAGAAGAGGCGCUGCCAGCUGAGGAGUGGGUGACGGAAGAGGCAGAGCUGGUGUCUGAGGAGGCUGAGGCCUGGGAAGAGGUGGAGCCGGAGCUGGAUGAGGCAACGCGGAGGAAUGUGGUCACGUCAGCCCUGGAGGCCAGCGGCUUGGGCCCCUCUCACUUGGACGUGAAGUAUGUCCUCCAGCAACUGGCCAACUGGCAGGACGCCCAUUACAGGCAGCAGCUGAGGCAGAAGAUGCUCCAGAAAGCUUGCAGAUCACUCUAUGAGGUCUGCUAAUUUUAUGGUCCAAGCCGGUGCUUCUCAAACUUUGUUAAUGAAGAUUGUUAAAGUGAAGACUGAGGGACUUUCCUGGUGGCGCAGUGGUUAAGAAUCCGCCUGCCAAUGCAGGGGACACGGGUUCGAUCCCUGGUCCAGCAAGAUCCCACAUGUCCUGGAACAACUAAGCCCGUGCGCCACAACUACUGAGCCUGCGCUCUAGAGCCCACGAGCCACAACUACUGAAGCCUGCACGCCUAGAGCCGGGGCUCUGCAACAAGAGAAGCCACUGCAAUGAGAAGCCCGUGCACCGAAACGAAGAGUAGCCCCCGCUCGCUGCAACUAGAGAAAGCCUGCGCACAGCAAUGAAAACCCAGUGCAGCCAAAAAAAAAAAAAAAUUGAUUUAGUAAGUCUACUGUGGGGCUUGAAAUUCUGCACAUGUAACAAACUCCCAGGUGAUGCUGAGCAGCAGGUCUUUAGCUCUGUUUCCAUGAUGAGGCACUGGAACCUAAGUAAGACGCAAUCUCCCUGCACCUGAUUUGGUCCUGUGUUUGUUUUCUACUGUUUCACAGUAAUGGAGUGAGAAUCAAUGACUUGACACACGCAUAGAAUGACUGUCACGUUUAUGCUCCCACAUUAACAUUUUCCAACCUCUGCGUUCCCUAUGCUUCCUGUUUUCAACCAGUUGUCCAUUCUGGGUAUAAAUUAACCAUAAAGGUCUAAGAUUAAAGACAAUUUGAACCUCGCAACGAUCUGGAUGGCUGCGGCUGGAUGACGGCUGGUGAUAGUGGCUGCGCAGCGAGUGAGUUGUGUGCGGGCUUCUGAGCGCCUUGGAGUCUGGCCGCUGUGUACGUCUUCUGCUGAACACACACC
Physeter macrocephalus (sperm whale) is the source of this 2275-nucleotide messenger RNA. RefSeq names its product huntingtin associated protein 1 (gene HAP1). The record is from RefSeq and is a predicted model, not a curated record. Gene Ontology annotation, molecular function: myosin binding; signaling receptor binding. Gene Ontology annotation, cellular component: dendrite; cytoplasmic vesicle; mitochondrion. Gene Ontology annotation, biological process: protein targeting; neurogenesis; anterograde axonal transport of mitochondrion. NCBI's taxonomy places the organism in Eukaryota, Metazoa, Chordata, Mammalia, Artiodactyla, Physeteridae. Bases 1 to 1422 code for a protein of 473 amino acids. The transcript is spliced from 12 exons.